AUGCGCUUGAUAGCUCUUCCUUCUCUUUCUCCUCCGGCUCCUCUGCCUCCUCUUUCUCCUCUGUCUCAUCUUUCUCCUCUGUCUCCUCUUUCUCCACCGUCUCCUCUUUCUCCUCUUUCUCCACCGUCUCCUCUUUCUCCACCGUCUCCUCUGUCUCCUCUUUCUCCUCUGUCUCCUCUGUCUCCUCUUUCUCCACCGUCUCCUCUUUCUACUAUAUCCUUGUCUUCGGAAAUGGAUUUCAAUCCAUUUGAGGAUUCUGCCAAUUUUGUUGACCUACUUAAUAGUCAACAAAAUGUUGUCUUUGGCAGUCAACAACCCUCCUCAGGCAGUCAAGCUGCAGAGCAGCGACCAGAGCGUAAGGAAAGAAGGUCGUGGACAGUUUCAGAGGAUAUAGUGCUCAUUAGCGCGUGGUUGAACACGAGCAAAGAUCCCGUUGUAGGGAAUGAGCAGAAGUCAGUGGCUUUCUGGACCAGAGUUGCAGCAUACUUCUCGGCUAGUCCUAAACUUGCAGCCUCUGAAAAACGAGAGGGUAGUCAAUGCAAGCAACGUUGGCACAAGGUGAAUGAAGCAGUUUGCAAGUUCUCAGGGGCGUAUGAAGCAGCCACAAGAGAGAAAACCAGUGGCAUGAAUGACAAUGAUGUUCUAAAGCUGGCCCACGAGAUCUUCUUCAAUAACCAAAAAAAGAAGUUCGGUCUCGAACAUGCCUGGAACGAGCUUCGCAACGACCAGAAGUGGUGUGAGCUCGCUACUGCUAAAACUGAUACCAGCUCGAAAAGGAGGAAGUUUGCCGACGGUUCACAUUCAGGAGCAAGCUCGAAAGUCAAUGAAAACGAGGCUGCUGUAGAAGGAACAUCUCGUCCCCCUGGUGUUAAGGCUGCAAAAGCCCGUGGGAAGAAACCAAUUGCUGAGGGGAAAGACGUUGGUGAUCUUCAGAACAUGUUGGUUAGGAAGGAGAAGAUGUCGACGAUGAAGCUUCUGGACAGGCUCAUGGCAAAACAAGAACCUCUAGAUGAUGAUGAAGUAGCUCUGAAGAAGAAGUUAACUAAAGAGUUGUUGCUGUCUAAUUAG
Brassica napus (rape) is the source of this 1068-nucleotide messenger RNA. RefSeq names its product glutathione S-transferase T3-like. The record is from RefSeq and is a predicted model, not a curated record. NCBI's taxonomy places the organism in Eukaryota, Viridiplantae, Streptophyta, Magnoliopsida, Brassicales, Brassicaceae. Bases 1 to 1068 code for a protein of 355 amino acids. The transcript has a single exon.